AUGGAUUUAAAACAUGAAUGUGUUAUAAUAAGUUUAGUGCUAACUAUCAUUUUACAAUUGAGUAACGCCAUUACGUUACCCAAUAGAACAGAGGAUACUCCAAUUGAUUGCUAUAAACGUAUAGUGGUUGGAUCCAGACUUCAACCAGGUUCUUCCUACAAGCCUGCAAAACCCAGCAAAAGCUUAAGUGAUUGCAAACGAGCAUGCUCUAAACAAGGAAUGCGAUGUGGAGGAUUUAGCAUUGGAAUGCAAAACUCAAAUAUAACUGAAACAACAAAUAGUACCACAUCAAAAAAUUCUACUCAAAUUGAGAUCAAAAACACCGAAAAGGAAUUAACCAUAUUUAAGCAAUCUUCGUAUGGGCAACAAUAUGCCCCAAAUUUCCAACCGCGAAAAAAUGACGAAAACCAAUCUUUAAAUGUUCAAACACAUGUUCAACUUGGAAUCUAUGAUGGACAACUACAGCAAAUGCAAAAUCAACCGGUAUAUCCGACAUCUCAGGCUGGCCUGAUUUGGGAAAUUCACCCGGCGCCUGCGCCACUCCUGGAGGGAAUCUUCGAUGGCAAUGUUGUUCCAUUAUACACUCAAGAGCAAGUGUUGGAAGAUCAGAUAAACUACGAAGUGCCCCAAACUAUAUACCUAAAUCAACCGAUAAUUUCGGAUAUAGCCGAAAAUUCGCAAUCUCUAAUUCCUUAUGCAGACAUACCACUAAUCCUGCCAUAUGCAGGAGAUUUCGAAGCAUUUCAAGAAAAACUAGAAAUUCCAUCACCAGUGGUAGUUGUCGAGCCAGCAUCAGUUAUAAAUAAUGGAAAUAAUGACAAAACAGGAGCGGAUAAAAAUAAAGUUAUAUUAGGACUGAAACGAGUACAGUGCUCGAGUAUUAUAUUAGUGGAAGAUGCAAGAGUGUGUUUUCAACGAGUGCUAGCCGGGCAACGAAUUUCGCCCCGAUGCGUACUGAGGCGUCUAUUUUGCGAACGAUUAGAAGAUUGCCGCAGAGAAUGUGCUGCCGAAAGAAGAUUCGUUUGCGAAGGAUUCAAUUACAGACUGGAUAGGUCCGGGCGUGGUCAAGGAAUAUGUGAGCUAACAGAAGUUCCUUUAUCGCAAUUGAGUUAUGGAAGAGACUAUUUUCCUGAUAAAGAUUACGAUUACUACGAAAGAGAUCGAAAUAGUUACCCCGAUUGCAGUGGCACCAGACCCCUGGCACGCCCUUGGGAUUUCGGCAAUCUUGUUCCUACUGAUCAUUAUAGUGAGCGAAGGCCUAGUUAUCCUCACGGUGGAGGAGUAUAUGAUCAUCGCACACGUUAUGAUGAUUAUCCUGAUUACCGGCCACAUCAACACCCACCUAAACCUUAUGGAUAUAAUACUAGAUAUGACCGAAAACCUUAUAGCCCUUAUCACCCCUAUCCGAAGUCAUGGGGCGCUUAUGGAGGGCAAUAUGGUGAUCCAUACAAGCAUCAUCGCGAUGACGACCGCUACGUUUAUUGGGGCUUCAAUAAACACGGUGAUUCGGGACCCCGUUAUCCGUCCGACAGAUUCGACUACCGUGAUCUCGGUGGUAGACGAGGCGGCUGGGAUAACUACUGGGGAGUCACAGGCUGGGGCUAUGGCCGAGGCAGUUCCAGUCACGGCCAUGGAAUCGGCCCAGGGCAAGAUUUAGGUGGAGGUUGGCGAAGAUACUCAGUUGGAACUGGACACAAUUCAUGGCCUGAUGGCUAUAGUUAUAAAGGUUUUCCUUUCACCGGUGGUUAUCAGCCACAAGAAAGGCCUAGAUUACCGCCUCCUCAACCACCGAGAGGGCACGGAGGACAUGGGAUUGUUCCAUACAACGGCGGGCACAGGGAUUAUGAUAGACCGCAUGUCGGGUUUCACAACAGAGGUAGUUGUGUUAUACAUGCCGCAUCAGGCGUCAAACUGCAUAGAAGUGCAGUUAGAGAUUCGUGUUUUGCGAGAGAUUUUGCUGAAUGUGAGAGAAGAUGUAGAGAUGAAGUUAGAUUUAAAUGUUGUUCAUUUAGCUAUGGACCUGCUCAAUAUGCGCCCAUACCUAACUGUUUUAUAAGUGAACGCGGUUUUGAAUUAUUGGAUGCUUAUCACGAUUUAGAGCCUGAUCGUUCGCAUGAUGUAUUUACUGUGAACGAUGCAGGAGACUGUUCUCCUCAAAGAAUUUGGCCAGAUACUAGAGUCGGACCUAAUAUUAUUGCUGAAAGUGAAUGCUUCGUACGAGUUCGUAGCGGCCAACGUUUAUCGUGGUCAGCUAUUCGAGAUGCAGUGUCAGCCUCAAGUGUAGGGCAAUGUGAAUUAGCAUGUGUACGCGCGAGACAUUUUCAUUGUAAAACUUUUACUUACAGAUACGGCCCAUCAAUAAUUGGUCAUUCAAACGAAAACUGCUUGCUCAGUGAUUGCCCAUUUUAUGAAUUAAUACCAGGUAUAAAUCUACUAGAAGAUCCUGGAUUUGAAUUAUAUGAAAGAGGUUCUCCAAACACAGGGUGUCAUCUUCCGACACCUACACUUCCUCCACAUUACCCACCAAAGCCCAUAGAACCUGCAUUUGCCGAAAAAGUUUGCUACCUUUCAUAUGGUUCCGAAGCGAAACUCGUGAGACAAUCUGUGAGAAAAGCAAUGUUCUUAUCUUCUGAAUUAGACUGCAAAGCAAGAUGUUCAUCUUUAAGGAAGAGUGGUUCUUUGAAAUGCAUGUCGUACAGUUUCCGAAUGGUGUCUGCGCCCGGUGAUCGCUCUCCAAAUUGCUUGCUAUCUGACAUUGAUCAGAGAGACUUACGACUCGGUCUAGAUUAUGAGCAUGUUCCUGGACAUAGAUUAUUUGCAUGGGAUCUCCGAGAUGAAAAGUGUAAAAGAGCUGCCUUUGACAAUGACAUAUCUGGACCGCCUGAAAAUAGAGGUGUAGGAGUUCCUGAUGGUCGAGUUGGUCCAUGGAGUCGAUCUAAUGAGCCUGAUCCAUGGCAGCAGUAUUCUGUCUCAGGAUGGCCGUGCAGAAGAGAUGGAGGUGGAUGUCAGCACAAUGUUAUUUCGGGUCAUUACGCUUGCGAACUUGAAGGAUCCGAAGCAAGUAGUUGGGAUUAUUGUUGUGCGCCUGACCAUAAAUGCGGUUAUUCGGAGGGAUUUGAUUACGCUUGGUGCUACGUUGGACCAAAUAAAAGUCAGUGGCGAAAGUGCGCGGAUAGAUACUACCCUUAUGGUGUACCUACUCAAUCGAUAACCGGUAAUAAUCACCUCACCAGAGGCGACCAUCGUCCAGAAAUUAGUGGCGAUCGCCCGUAUCCACCCAAGUACCAAAGAGACUACGGUCAUCAUAGGCCAUCCGCUGGAUUCGUACCCCAAGCACCGCCUUGUUGCGGUGAACAAAUACACCACGAUGGACCUGAUCAAAUAUUUUUAAGCCCGCCGUCACCAGGGGGUUUCGUUCAAGCCAGAUAUUGGCCUGUGGCUUAUCUGCAUAGCGAGACACCACCCAGCAACGUAACAUACGCACCAAAGCCGAUGAAUGAAUUGCAACAAAAUGUCAAUCAAAAGUCUAAUAAUACUGGAACAGAUUCUGUAAAUGCAGUUCAGACGCUUGCCGACGCAUUAAAGACGAAUGAUUUAUCUGAUACCAUGGCGUCUACGGUCGGAAAAAGAGGAUCAGAUACUAGAGUGAAUAAAAAUAAAACUGAUGACGUUAUUGAGUUCGAAGUGGUAGAUAAUAUUUCUGUAACUACCGGCGAUGAAAAUGCAAAGCUUAUAGAUGAUUCAAAAGAAAAACAGCCUACAAAAAAUACAACAAACAAAGUUAGAAAGAGCAUAAGAUACUGGUAA
Ctenocephalides felis (cat flea) is the source of this 3807-nucleotide messenger RNA. RefSeq lists its product as uncharacterized. The coding region runs from base 1 to 3807 and encodes 1268 amino acids. Lineage: Eukaryota; Metazoa; Arthropoda; Insecta; Siphonaptera; Pulicidae. The record is from RefSeq and is a predicted model, not a curated record. The transcript is spliced from 19 exons.